Molecule: messenger RNA, 683 nt
Organism: Gasterosteus aculeatus aculeatus (three-spined stickleback)
Lineage: Eukaryota; Metazoa; Chordata; Actinopteri; Perciformes; Gasterosteidae
Product: zona pellucida sperm-binding protein 4-like
Biological process (GO): binding of sperm to zona pellucida; prevention of polyspermy
Cellular component (GO): egg coat
Molecular function (GO): structural constituent of egg coat; acrosin binding
Source: RefSeq, a predicted model, not a curated record
UUUUUGUAUUUCUUUCAGAAUUAUAUGGAUAUAUACAAAGAUGAUAGCAAUAGCAUGCUUUCGAUCUUUUGAUCUCAGUGACUCUUCAGUGCACCAAGGAUGCCCAAAUCAUCAUUGUGGUGUCCAAAGUGGCCACCAUACCCUUCAUGGAUUUGGACUCAAUCCAUUUCAAUGGAGAUGAACCAAAUUGUAGUGCUGUUGACACCACAUCACACUUUGCGGUCUAUCAGUUCCCUCCCACUGGCUGCGGCACCGUCCUAAAGGCGGAACCUGGAGUUCUUAUCUAUGAGAACAGGAUGUUCUCCUUAUAUGACGUUUCUGCGGGACCCUACGGAAUGAUUACCAGAGACAGCCGUUAUGAGCUGAUUGUCCAGUGUAAAUACAUUGGCAGCACUGUUUUCGCUGUAACAAUUGAGGUUGGCCCUCUUCCGGCACCAUCCUCAGUUGCAGCUCCUGGACCUCUGCGCGUGGAGCUGAGGCUGGGCAACGGACAGAGUGUCACCAAGGGCUGUCGGGAAGAGGAUGUGGCCUUCAACUCCUUUUACGCGGAUGCCGACUACCCCAUCACUAAGGUGCUCAGGGAUCCUGUGUACGAAAGAGUGAGUAAGAGAGACAUUGCUGCUUCGAGCAAGGGAGGCCCCAGAGCUCACACCGUGGAGCUUGUCAUCACCAACCAAGAAUGA